ACCACCUACCCGGAGCACRGGGCCAUGSAAAACGAACUCGCCCAAUCUCAACACWGGCAACACUACACCGAGCAGCUGUGUUUUUGUCAGAGCUGAGGAGUCGUCCAAACGUCCGCAAGAGUUAAAAGAAAGAGUGAAAGAGGCCACAAUGAAGACCCAAACUUGUUUCGCCUUCUCCAUACAACUAUUUGCUCUUUGUUUUCUGGUUGGUGCCAUUUACACAGUGAAUGGUGACUACUGUGAGAUAAAUGUCUGCAGUAAUGGGGGGAGCUGUGUGACUGGCCCCAGAUCCUCCUUCAUCUGUAUCUGCCCCGAUGGCUAUACUGGGGACACAUGCAAUGACACCGAGACUGGGCCCUGCAACCCAAACCCCUGCAAGAACGAUGCCUUCUGCGACGUGACUGGCCAGAAACGCAGAGGGGACGUCUUCAGCGAGUACAUCUGCAAGUGCCAGGAUGGCUUUGAUGGAGUCCACUGCCAGAACAAUGUGAAUGACUGUGCCAACCAGCCGUGCCAAAACGGUGGCUCCUGUAGGGACCUGAAUGGAGACUUCAACUGCCGCUGUCCGUCCCCCUACGUGGGCAAGCACUGCCAACUGCGUUGUAUCUCUCUGUUGGGAAUGGAGGGCGGAGGCAUUGCUGAGUCUCAGAUCUCGGCCUCGUCGGUGCACUACGGAUUCCUGGGCCUGCAGCGCUGGGGGUCUGAGCUGGCACGCCUCCACAACAAGGGCCUGGUUAACGCCUGGACCUCAGCCUCCUAUGACAGGAACCCCUGGAUAGAGAUUAACAUGCAGAGGAAGAUGCGUUUCACGGGCAUCGUGACGCAGGGCGCCAGCCGCAUGGGGUCAGCAGAGUUCAUCAAGGCCUUUAAAGUGGCGUCCAGUCUGGACGGGAGGACCUACACUAUGUACCGCCUGGACAGACAGACAAAGGACACUGUGUUCGUGGGGAACGUGGACAACGACAGCACCAAGACCAACCUGUUUGACCCUCCAAUCAUCGGCCAGUACUUCCGCAUCAUCCCCGUGGUCUGUCGCAAGGCCUGCACCCUGCGCUUGGAACUGGUGGGCUGUGAGCUCAAUGGUAAACACAGACGUGCAUGCUUACUUACACACAGACGCGCGCGCAUGUAUUCAAACAACGGCAGGUUGCUCCGAGCCCCUGGCAUAGAGUCGCCCUGGCUGCUCGAACCGCCAGUGUCUCGGCCCCUCUCCUACAGCCCCACCAGUGAUAGCUACCAGCGUUACCGAAGACUGGGUGCAUCCGAGGGGAAAGUGACGUUUGUCGGGCUUUGUGUAACAGGUGGAGCCUGGGGUCCUGCUGUUUCUCCUUCUGUAACAGGUAGAAGCGGCGUGGCGUGCGCUGGACUUUGUUUCUGGGACACGUUCUCGCCUGCUAAAAUCUCAGGUAUCAUCACCCAGGGGGCCAAGGACUUUGGGGCGGUCCAGUUUGUCUCUGCCUUCAAGGUGUCCUACAGUGACGAUGGGCAAUUCUGGAGCAUUGUCAAGGACGAUGUCACCAGCACAGACAAGAUCUUCCCUGGCAACAGCGACAACAAUGUCCACAAGAAGAACCUGUUCGAGCCUCCGUUCUACGCCCGAUUCGUCCGCAUCCUGCCGUGGGCGUGGCACGGGCGCAUCACCUUGCGAAUGGAGCUGCUGGGCUGUGACGAGUAGCCCCGCCCAAGUCUCCUCUUUCCCCGCUCCUCCUCUUCCUUUCUUUCCAAAAACCUCCUGAGCCACACCUGCACUGCCUUGCUCAGAUCUGUAGAGGGCAGUAAAACACCACGUCACCACUACAACCCUGCCCCGACUGAGGAGGUACAAAACCACCUAAUGGUUACUGCUAGAAUUGGGUAGGGGUAAUCUGAUCCUAGAUCUGUGCUUAAGGUCAACUUGUACCUCGAGCACACCGACUACUGCUGUGUCAGCCGGAACUGCAUGGACUCUGAAACGGUCCUUCCUAGAUCGGGCCUGUGUUGUGUUCAGUUUCAGAGUAGGACUGCUGAUCUUAUUCAUUAUUAUGAUUUUUUUUUCUUUUCUCGAAAGGCAAAACUGAUCCUAGAUCAGCACUGCUACUGUAUACGGGCCGAAGGCUGAACCUGAAACCCCAUUGAUGAUGUACAAUAGUAGCUCAUUUAGCUGAGAUGUUUUUCCCAAUAGAGGGUUUUCACCUGACCGUCCUGAAGUGAGUAGUAGUAUUAUSGAACACACUCGUGUGUAGUGUUAGCUUCCAAGCUGUGACUCUGCAGUGCUUUGGAAGAUGUUUUGAAGAACUUUGUUUGUGUUUGCUUAAUGAAGACUCCUCGUGUGACCAUAGACUUGAUACGAAUUUUGUUAUUUUUUUAAAGAAAUGUAUACCAAAUGUAUUUUGCUUUGUUGCCAUGUGUAUAGUCUUAGUUAACUAGUCCUAAAUGCAUUAUGAUUCAUUAUUAUUUGCGUUUUUUACUAAAUUAACAUUUUCAUGUAAGUAUACUGAACAAAAAUAUKAACGCAACAUGCAACAAUUUCAAAGAUUUMAAUGAGGAAAUCAAUCAAUUGCCCUAAUCUAUGGAUUUCAUAUGACUGGCAGUACAGAUAUGGUAUCUMUUGGUCACAGAUACCUUAAACAAAAAAUGGGCCUCACAAUGGGCCUCAGGAUCUCGUCACGGUAUUUUUUAUGCAUU
Messenger RNA from Salvelinus sp. IW2-2015, 2664 nucleotides. Lineage: Eukaryota; Metazoa; Chordata; Actinopteri; Salmoniformes; Salmonidae. The record is from RefSeq and is a predicted model, not a curated record.